This is a messenger RNA of Fomitopsis serialis, 1449 nucleotides long. RefSeq lists its product as uncharacterized. The coding region runs from base 1 to 1449 and encodes 482 amino acids. NCBI's taxonomy places the organism in Eukaryota, Fungi, Basidiomycota, Agaricomycetes, Polyporales, Fomitopsidaceae. Gene Ontology annotation, biological process: regulation of DNA-templated transcription. The transcript has 2 exons. The record is from RefSeq and is a predicted model, not a curated record. Gene Ontology annotation, molecular function: DNA-binding transcription factor activity.
AUGGCAGACUCCAGUCAUGAGAGCCCACAACUGACAAGGCGCACGUCGUCUCCUUCCAGACAAAGCCGCCGGUCGUCACUGUCGCCGGUGCCGCCCACCCCCACCGACCCCCAACCCACUACCGCCUUGUUUCCGUACCCUCGUAACCAACAACUCUACCGUCGCCAGAAUGUUCCGCCUCUACCUGUAAGCGCGUUGCCAUCUCGCGACCAACCCGGACCAUCUACUCGCUCGUAUGGAUUCACUCGCCCCCCCACUAACCUUGGAAGUCAUCUUCCAAGCUUCGCCCCAUCCCAGUAUGGAUCGAUAAGCGCACCUGAUCGUCCUCGGACAUCGCACCCGGUCUUCCACUCGACCUCGGACUUAGUCGCCCACCAUGGCCUCCCCCAGUCUCUGCCCCCUGUGCCUCGUACAACAAGAUACUCGUCGACAACAGUUUCCAACUCUCCUUCAGAGUCUACCCAAGCGUCUACCUCUAAUAUUGACUCUGAUUUCUCCUCUCUGUGCUCCAACUAUUUGGCAAUGCUGAACAAAAUGCCCGAGGAUAGGCAACAAUCCGCCGCGGACGCGGUUCCCGAUGGCGAUGCCGGUGUCGAAGACGGGGUCGCCGUUCAGGCGCUCAUGGAGGUGCUGCAAGCAUCUCCCGAGUUCCAGUCGGUGGCUGACUUCCAAGACUACCUCACGUCGCCGAUGGAGUCCCCAUGGGAUGACUUCCUCACAACUCCUGUGGUCGGAUCCACCGACGUUGGCGCGGACAUGUUCACCAGUCCGGCCAUCGCCGAUGCAGAUGACUUCGACAACUUCGACGGACCGUCGCUCUUCGGUGGCUCGUUGGGCCUGAUGGGCAGCAUACACGACCCGCCGAAGGCUGACGCGCCCCCGCAAAAACCUAUGCCGCUGCCAGCUACCGCUAGCUUUGACGGCUUGUACACGAUGCCGUCACCGACAACACCCGCUCUCGAUCCCGCAUCCCUCCACCCGUCGCCCCGCGUUCCUCCACUACCUGCGUCGCCGUCGACAUCUGCUCAGUCUCGUCGACGGAAUGGACCGACCGGUACUCGGAAGAACAUCACUCCCGAGUCGCUCGUGCCCAUGGACGCGCCGAUCCAAGGUCGGAAGUACGUAACGCCUUCGUCGACAUCGCGCAAGGAGGUCCCCGCCGUGUUCGCGCGCAAGCGCGCACGCUCUCAGGCGUUCGGCGAUGACGACGACGACGAGAUCCGUGCGGAAGACCUCCCACCGCAGGAUCUGGAUGCGAUCGAGGCGAAGAGGCGGCAAAAUACCCUGGCGGCGCGGCGUAGUCGGAAGCGCAAGCUCGAGUACCAACGCGAACUUGAGUUGGCCAUCGAGCAGGAGCGAACGGAAAAGGAGAUGUACAAGGCGCGGGCGGCGAUGUUUGAGGCGCUCCUUCGGAGCCAUGGCCAUGAGGUCCCUCUCGUCAACCCGUGA